AUGUCUAAAAAUCGUGAACCAGAAAUUGCUCCGGAAUCCGACACUGAAGAAGACGACACUUCAUCUGAAGAAAUCGGUUCCUCCGAAUCCGACUCUGAACAGGAGGAACCCCAACCUCAAAUUGCCAAAAAGCCCUCUACUGCACCCGCCCCUAUGAAACCCAAUUUAUCCUCUUCCUCAAAACCUCAUCUUUCCUCUUCAGAAGAGUCCGAAUCUGAAACCGGAUCUGAAUCGGAGUCGGACCAACCCGACCCAGCUGUCAAGCCCCUUGCCUCCAAGUCCAUGGAGGACCCACAGAAAACCGCUACUAGAAAGCUCAAGUUCGGGCCCAGUGAUUCCGGACCGACAUCUCCGACCAAGUCCGUCGCCGCAAAACGCCCUGCUAUGGAGAAGGGGAGUGAUGCUAAGGAUUCUAAAAGGCCAAAGAAAAAACCAGAGAUCAACGCCGAAAAUUCUGAGAAAAAAUCGAACGAUGAUUCCAAGAAACAGCUAUUCCAGAGACUUUGGAGUGAGGAUGAUGAGAUUGUGGUUCUUAAAGGCAUGCUUGAUUACAUUGAGAAGAAAAAGACUGAUCAUGUUGCUGAUCUGAAUGCAUUUCAUGAUUUUAUUAGGAAAAAUUUGCAUGUUGACGUGACUAGGGCUCAAUUGCAAGCUAAAAUUCGGAGGUUGAAGAAGAAGUACGUCAAUAAUAAAAGUAAAGAGAAGACGGGUAAAGAGAGGACCUUUACAAAGUCCCACGAGCAAAAAGCUUAUGAAUUGUCCAAAAAGAUAUGGGGCAAUGUGAAUGGUGAUGAUAAUGAGGGUGAGAAAGUGAUAGCGAGUCCAAAGGAAAAGGGCAGUGCUGUAAGGAAAUCUCCAAGUAAGAGAGCUAUGGUCGAAACUGGGGAUUCAAAGGAAACUAAAUUUGUGGAGAAUGUGAAUGCUGAUGCAGAGAUGGUGGCGGGAAAGAGUGUGAGGUUCCACUGUGGGAAUUUUGAGGAUUGGAUUUUGAGGACUGGGGUGGAAUUGAUUGAAGAGGAGAAGAGGGUUGAGACGGAAAGAGAGUGGAAAAAGCUGAGAGUGGAGGAGACUGCACUCUACCUGAAGAAGCUGGACUUCAUUCACACGCGUAUAAAGCAAGUUUUAGAUGUUUUGAAGUCGUCAGAGCCGUGA
Molecule: messenger RNA, 1152 nt
Organism: Fraxinus pennsylvanica
Lineage: Eukaryota; Viridiplantae; Streptophyta; Magnoliopsida; Lamiales; Oleaceae
Source: the annotation of a GenBank genome assembly